AAACUCCAGAUGUCGGUCGUUUGAAACUGAUUCUGGAGCUUCCGCCGCGCGGCGUUGAGGCGUUCCUUUCGGAAUGUUCUUCAUACUUCUGUUGUUGACCGUAUGCCCCUAUGUGGCCCGCAAAGUGCUGGAGCGGUCGGACUCAAAUGAAGCAAUUGGCUGGCUUGGCGUUUCUCGUCCCAGCGCCCCUAUACUUAUCAAUGAAGAAACUCGCACACUUUCAGCUGUAUGGCUGAAUGUCAGCAAAGUGAAUUCUGCGAAAUCUACGUGCAGCUCCUGCUGCAAGAAGGACCCCUACAGCCCGGAUAUCCUACCUUGGACUCCAGGAGAUCUGGUCACGACGCACUACCGCGAGGCCGGCUUGCUGUCGCAAGCGCGCAGCAGCGCGUUGGCCACGGCGAUGGUGAAGAAGAUGGAGGGCACGUCCGUUCAGGUCCAGCUCCUCUCGCUGAAAGACAGCACCACCUUUGCGCCGGGUGACAUGGUCAGGGCCCACCUGCCCAUAGGGAGCGAGAAGAAGAAGUCGCCAGAUCCGCUUCCAGCAGUUGUGGUGAACAGCACAGACACUGAAACUACAGUACGCUACAAGCACAAGUUCCUGGGGGAGCUGUCCCUGGCAAACUCCUGGAUUGAGCCGUCCUGGGCAAUGUCGAACCAGUUUAUUCCCGCGGAGUGGAUCCAAACCGCCCCGAGGGAGGUGCCAGAGGUGGAUUGCUCCUUGGAUCAGUUUGAGGCUUGCAUCUCCACCAGUGGCUGCGUGUGGAAGGAGCCUGUGUAUGAAGAAGUGCCCUGUGUGGUGGCUGACUGGGGUGAGUGGAACCCCUGCACGGUGACCUGCGGUGUGGGCAAGCAGAGACGCAUCCGGCCCUUCCCCACGCAGCCGAGCUGCCGGCGGCUCGAGCCAGCGCCCGUCGUCCAGGAAGACCGCUUCUGCAUGCAGCCCUCGUGCCCCCUGGUGCCAGAUCACUGCCAGGCCGCGCCCAACGCCAGCGCUUCGCUGCUGCAAUUCUACGGCGCGCUUCCUGCGCGCGAAGAGAGCGCCGCGAGCGCGAGCGCUCCCAGCUGGGCGCUGGGUGCCCUCCUCGAGCUGCUGGCCGAGUCGCACUUCGGCAAAAACCCGCGGCAGGCCAUCGAGCAGGAGCUGCAGAACAUCGCAAGCGUCGCAGACUCGAAGGAAACGGGGCCCUCAACCUUCCAACAACACCCACUCUAUGUGGAGGGUGAGACUGUGAUUGCCUGGGCUGAGAAGGGUACCGGACUUGGGCCUCAGUGUCCUGAGUCUUACUUCGCCAUUCAGAUCGACAUCGACGUCCAAAGAAACGUCGUCUCCGCCGCUUGCAACCAUUGCGCUGCCGGGUGCCUCCACUGUAACGGUCCAGGAGCGGAUCAGUGCACAGCCUGCCCCGCGCCUUUGCGACUCUACACGCACAUUGACGGAAGAUCCACGUGUGUCGAAGCCUGUCCAGAAUGUUUUCGCCCUUCGGAUGAGGAGGACGACGCCUGCGUCUUUGAUGGUAGCCAGUUCGGGUGCGACCACGUGGCCGCCUUCCACCCCGAGGUGAUGCCGGAGCACCGGGGCGCCCCAGACUCCUGUCAGGCGCUGGACAUGGAGGAUGGGGAUGAGCAGCCUGGAUCCAAAACGGCUUUGCUCUCCUGGAAAAGCUCCGCGGGGCGUUCGUCGCUUUCCAGCUCGGUCCCGUCAGUGGAAGAGCUGGCUGGGGAGCCAGGGCGUAUCGAGGCCAAGAAGGAAAUUAUCAAGCAGACGCUCCACUGGCUUGAAACGGAGAAGAUCCCCGAGUUGCUUGACGGUAUCGCGCAGUACGCGGAUGCGACCUUGCAAUUCCUUGCCAGUAGUCUUGUGCAAGACCCGGAGCUCUUGAAGCCACUUGCGCUGGCUCUUGGACACUCUCCAGAGUCAGCACCUUUGACGCCCCCGGCGUCAAGCCGCCAGGAAGCAAGCGCCAUGCGAGACGUGCGGCUGGCACGGGAGGUCCGGGAGCAGAGCCGCUUCGGCCUCUGGACGAACUCCUCGGAGCCGCACUUCAGCGAGGUCCUGCACGACGUGGCGCAAACCUUGGCGAAGGUGGCCCUAGUGGAGCUGCAGAACGAGGAUCCAAGGAGGACUACACACGCGGAUGGAGACUCAGGUGUCGCUGGUGCCAUGGCCGAGCAGCUCCAAAGAGACGCCCAAGACCUGCUCCGCUUUAAGCUGCUGAAGUUCGACUUGAGGCCGCAAGACAAGGAUCACCUUCUCAAGCUGGGAGCGGAUAUGGUUCAGGCUCUUCUUUCGUCAGGAAUCAUUGACCGCCUUGCCGCAGAGAUAACAUCACAAAAGAGGCUCCCACUCGAGGAGGACAAUGUAUUGCUCCAAUCCGGCUCUGGUCUGGGGAUGGCCCACAAGUUGGAGGUAAAGAGCAGCAAGCUCAGCGGUGUUGCCCUCGCGCUCCUCUCCAGCGGACAGCAAGCAAUGGACCGCCAGUUGCAGAGGCUGCUGACGCAGGGAGCUAUAGCCUUCGGUUUGAGCGCCGAGGAGAAGGCGAACCUUACGGGACACCUGGAAGGCGAAGUGCAUGCGGAGCUUCGGGCGCUAAGCCAAGGGUCCGUGGCCAAGAUCAUGCACGACGUCUCAGAAGACCUCCGGACAGACGAGCUGCGAGACGAGGUCUUGGCAGCUUCUCGGGCAGUCCUUGCCAGCGAGCUGGGCAAGUUGGCCGCGGAAGCCAAGACUUUGGCGGCCGAGAAGCUGGAAGAGAAGAUCCAGCUGGCUGCGAUCGGCACCAAGCUGGAAAAGAAGCAAUUGGACAGUGCCGUCAGAGAGGUCCUGGAGCAUGCGGAGGUCUCCGCCGCAGAUGCCUUGUGGGCGGCGCAGACGGUUCUCAGCGAGUCCGCUGCGAUCAACGAGCGGGUGAAGAAAUCUUCCGCGAGCGCUCUGAUGCAGUUGAGGACAGGGCAAUGGCAAGCGGCAACCUCCAAGAUUGCCGCGGAGGCGCCAAUGUUCAUGGCUGAGCUGGUGAUCUUUCAGAGGAUGUCCAGCCGCCUGGACCACUUCGUCCAAGCGCUCUCCGAGUCCCUCCACCUGGACCUCUCGGAAGUGGGUCCCGGUCCCGCGCCCCAUGCGGCAGUGCAGCGAGCGGCGCAGGAGACCUUGCAGCAGGCAAUCGCGGCCCAGAGCCAAAGUCCAUGGAAGGAGCAGCUUGCGGCACGCCUGAAGGGCCGUGUUUGGAGGCUGGUGCAGAACAAGUGCCGGGCCCUUACGGGGACCGACAUGGAGGAGGUUCGCAGGCAAGUAGCGGACGCCUUCCAAUCCUUCGACCUGCCGCAAGACGACAUGGUUUUCCAGCUGCAAGAGGACCUCGAGCAUGCUGUGGAGGAAGUGGCCCUAGAAAACCGCCAGGAAGCAGAGGACUCCUACCUGGAGGCCCUCAGCAGGCAAGACGACUCGGCCUCUGCGCAUUGCUUGGGCGUCUGUCUGGAGUCGGCCAAUGACCUCGCGGAGUUCCUCGGGGAUCUCAGCGCCUACGCCCUACACGAAACGCACCGCAGCCUGAGCCCAGCUGAGCAGAGGGCGUGGAAGCUCGGGCGGGUUCGGGCGAAGGCCGACCAUGGCCUUCUGGCCGUCGUGAAGGCUGCGGCAUCCAGCGCCCAGCAGCACUGCACGGAGAACCGCACCGGCUUUGUCCAAGCCGUGAAGGCGGACGUGCGAAGGGAAGCGGACAGAGCGCGGCACUCGUUGAUGCUCCAGCUUGAGGACUUGGUAGCCGCAAACAAGACUGGAGUUACGGCCAAGGAGCAGCAGAGGUUUAUGACCCUGGUGGAUGAGAGGCUGUGGAAGCCCAUGGAGGAGGCCGUGUUGAGCUAUCGACCCUGUGGAGCCGACAGCACCUCGCCUAGGAACCAGGCGCAGCUUCUGUAUCACGGCACGGUGCGGCGCUUGCUCCAGGAAGCCAGCAUCAAGCUGGCCGCCAAGUGGUCCACCAAGAUGGAGUCUUUGAACAGUGUCCUGUUGGAGGAGGCAUUUUGGCCAAAGGUCGGGGCAAGGCGCUCCGGCGAUCAGGGCUUUCCCAAUGGAAUCAUUCUUCUUGAGACGGAGGAGACGGAUGAGACGGGCGAAUCUGUCGAGUCACUCCUUUCCCAGGCUCAGGCGACUCUGACUGCCCUGGAGGUGACUGGGAAGCCCAAGAAGUUGCCUUCAACGAAACCUAGCGAGCGCAGACAGAAGAUGGUGACAGCGAUGGGCGAUUGGGCCGCCAACAACAAGGACGACCUGGAAGCGUACUACUACAAGGCACGGGACUCAGCCAUUAGCAACGCCGUGGAGCUGCUCUAUGGCAAGGGCGCCUUGGGCCCCCCACUCUGCAAGGCCGCGACGACCCUGGGGGAGAACUUGGAUCAGUCCUACGCCAAGGCUUUGGAAGUCAGAAAUGGGAAUAUGUUCAGUACCUUUAAGGAAGCUGGAGAUUUGGCCUGCAAAUUGGAGUGGGGCAUCGAUGAGGUGGUUCAGUUCAUUACCAAUAUCUACGACAUCCUGCAGACUUUCAAGAUUCUCUUGAAGAUGGUCUCAGGUUUGCCCAUAGUUGGUGUUCUGGCCAAGGUUCUGGACAAGCCUGUGGUUUAUCUUAUGAAGUUCAUGGACAGGGAGCUGAUUCCCGUCCGAGAUAGGCUGAGAGAUAACUUCCACCCAAAGUUCGAGCUGGCCUGCGAGUUCCAGAAGACGGUGGUCACCAGGGUCGGCUACGCCAUCGAAGCCAUUCGGGUUUUGAAGCUUCAAGCCUUUCCCGCCAACAAGGCUGCGGGCCUGGUGGGCGAGGCGAUGAACGUUUGCGCUUGGCUACCGCCUGUGGCCCUGCUCGCAGACGGAGCGCUGACCAGCGUGGCCUCUCUGGACAGCUUGGCGGGCGCAAGCACGGACUUGGUGAGGGACAUGGUUUCCUGGGUGGAGACCUUAAUCCCGACCUCCGCCCUCAAGAAGAUGGAGUCUAGCAACCAGAUAAUGAACGUCAUCCUGCUUCCUGUGCGGAAGACCGAAGCGACCCUGUCCACGGUGUACAAAGUGUGCAUCCCUGCAGUGAAGUGCUGGAAGUUUACACUUCUGGGCCUGCUGAAAGCCCUGAGCAACUUCCUGGAGAAGAUCUUCAAUUUCGCGUUGAAGCCCUUCCAGCCCAUCGUGGAGGCGGCUGUGGCGCCGGUGAGGAGGACGCUGGAGAAGGCCUUCAGCAGUCUCCUGCCGCCCCUGCAGAUCCCCUUUCCGGAGUUCUCCGGAUUGUUCGAGGACGAGCCUAGCUUGAUGGACUUGGUGCGGAAUGCCUUCAGGACAGACACGGAUCAAACUUUCAGCGGUCAGAUCGAGAAGGCCAUGCAAUUGACCAAGAAGCAGGCUAGCUACUGCUAUUCCUACGGUACAGAGCUCCCUGCAGCCGAGGGAAUUUGCAAUGACAUCUCUGCGAAGUACGGGGCUGUCAGAAAUCCUUUCGAGUGCCAACAGCUCUGCCAGAGCGCUUGCUCUCGGUGCGUCCGCUGGUCCUUCGUGACCACUGAUGCUGCUGUGGGAGCUGGCGUUUGUCGCUUCACCAGAAGCAACGCUUACUAUGAGGUCAAGAGCCCGACGUCUGUCAGUGGGCCCAAAACAUGUGGCGAUGUGACCAAGUAUCAGCCGGACACUUUCGUGCAGCAUGUGGAAAGCCGCUUAUGCAAGGACAUGGGCGCAUUCCCCGAAAUCAAAGGGGCAGAAGCCUGCAAGAAGGCUUGCUUCGUUGACGGAGAUUGCCAAGUCGUGCAAAUGUCCGGCGGCAUGUGCUACGUUGGCGCGGGCAAGAAGGGUUGCAGCCGGGGCCCGACCAGCAUGUCACUUCACAAGACGAGAACCGCCAAAGAAGCGCUGCAAACAAGGUGCAACGCUGCUACUGGUGUGCAGAGGGCUGCCGAAAGACUGAGGGCAACAUGCCCACGUUCUGUGCAGGACUGUGAUGCCUGGGCUUUGGAGGAGGCCACCAAGGAGGUGCAGGGGGCGGGCUCUCAGGCGGUCCAGGAAGUCAUGGAGUUGACCAGCACCUCCUAUCAGAAGUUCACGUGCGAGUUGCUAGAGCUCGACGUUGACUGCCCCGACGUGAACAAGGGCGACAAGGUGGACAGCUUCGACAAGUGCAAGGAAGGAGCAGAGUUCGUAUUCAAAGAGUCAGAGGAAGAGAUCAAGAAGCAGAUUGAUGCAGAGGUACAAGAGCAGCUUGCAGCUUGUCGCCGGGAAGCUCACGAGUCGCUGAAACCAUUGUGCCCCGUAUUCUCCUGGCGCGGAAUAAAGCGAGAGAAGAACAAGAAGGUCCCUCCCAAGUUCAAGAACCAAUACUGCCUUUUGCGUCAGAAGAUUCAAGCGAGCGCGGCCUACUGCGACUAUUUGAUCAAGACCCACGGCAGCUUUGGAGGCAAGACUUCCACGACUCUGGCUGCGGAAGUCCGAGCCUCCUUCGUGCCGACGGAGUCUUGUGCCAAGGCAUCGGGGGAUCAAUUCCUUUGCGAGAUGAAGUUCCUCAACGAGGGGGGUGGGGAAACGAAGCAGAUGGACCUCACAAAUCAGAUCCAGCUGCAGAACAUGUAUCAAGCCAAGCAAUUCGACAACCUCGCGGCUGAGACGCAGAAGGUCAAGCAGGAACUGGCAGGCAUCCAGACCCAAAUGGAUGAAGGCUUCUCCAAGACACGCGAGCAGCUGUUCAGCAUGGACAAGGCUGCUGCCAAUCGAACUGAGGAGCAGACAAGGCAAAUCUUUGAGAAGCUUGAGUCGUCGCAGAAGGAGCAGAACGCGCGGAUGGCGUACAUGAUGCAGGCGGCGCAGUGCGACAGCAAGCUCCAGACCAAAGAGCUGAAGGACUUCAUGACCAGCGGCCUGAACAACCUCCAGUCAGCGGUUUUGAGCGGAACUGGGCAGCAGAUUGAUGAAGCCACUUCGAAGAUCAAGGAUGCAGUGGCCAACAGCCAACGGGCGGUCCAGAAGCAGAUGAAGGAGAGCUUCACCGAUCUCAAGGACACAGUCACCGAAGGUUUUGAUCAAGUGCAGAACAAGCUGGAUGCCAACCGCAAAGCCAUCCAAAAGCAGAUGACUGACCGCUUCAACGCGGUUGACCAGAAACUGGUGCAUGUGCAAGGACAGCUGGAUUCCGCGCUGAAAGGUAUCGAAACCGUGGACAACAGGAUCAAAGAUUUGGCGCGGCAGAGCAGCCGGCAGUUCCAGGAGCUCCACCAAGGCCAGCAGCGCCAGAUGAACGCCCUCUUGGCGAUUGUCCAGAAGCUGGAGGUCAUUGAGGACAAGAUCGACGACAUACCCGCAGCUAUCAGGGAGUCCCGAUUUCAGGACUUCAUCUAUCAGUUCAAGAGCCUGACCGUGUCGAUGGAGAAUUUGCUUCAGCAGUUCCAGGACUUCUCGGACCUGCGGCGCGGGGACAUCACGAACCUGCAGGCAGCUCAGGCGGCGUACCGCUCCUGCAGUGGCCAGCUGGAUGAUGUGCUCUUGGCAACAAGGGCCGUGAAGCAGUCCUCGGCCGAAGCGAUGAAGAUGCUCCGCACGACUUACAACGAGGUGGUUCAGCGGUUUGGGCAAGUAGCCAUCCUGGCCGUGGACGCCGGCUUCUCCAAAAUGCACUUUGAAGCUUUGGCGGAGCAGAUCGCCGAAGACUUGCUGGCCAACAAGUCCCAACUGGAGCUCUUUCUGGCCCAGGAGAGCUUGCAGAGUGUCAUCGUGGCAGAUCAGGAUGUUUUGUAUGGCAAGGAGUUGCAGGCAAAGUGCUCCGAAGUCUGCGUACCCCAGAAAGUCAGCAAGCUCGAGCCAUGCACGUGCUCUGACGGCCGGCGGCCCCUGCAGAGGGUGGCCGCCAAGUACCUCUUCACUCCCGCGGCAGCCACGAUGCUCUUGGAGUGGACACAGCAGGCCCUGGACGACGUCCCCCUCAAGUAUUCCAUCGUCCUCAAGGACCUUUACACGCAGAUCACCUACCUGGAACGGAAGUUCGCCUCCUUUGACCUGGAGCCUCCCUCCAGGGCGCGGGAUCAGUUCUGGGCGGACUGGGAGCGCAUUGCCUUUGACAUGGAAUCCAUCCGCAAGAGCUACGCCAUGGUCGACACCAAGGAGCGGGCGGUGCUGGGGAAGCUGCAGCUGAGCCAGCGCUUCUUGGACACCAUGGCGUCCUUCUGGAGCCCUGCGCCCUUGGAAUGCCACAAGCCCGCGCUCAUGGAGCUCGGGGAGUCAUCCUUGGGCCACCUGGCACUUUGGAGCCCCUUGAAGCAGAAGGGCGGUGGUGCGGCGUGGCUGAUCCUGCGGCAGCCCUCGCGCCUGCUUCAGACCUCCGCCCUGUCCUGGAUGCACGACGCACAUGCCACCGAUUGCCGGGCCAUCCCCGAUGGCUAUGACAACCUCGAGGGGCUCAUGCAGAGCGGCUUCGUUUGUUGGACAGAUUCUGAGGGAACUGCGAAAGUUCGCUCGCUUUGCGAUCCCCGCGGCCUCGAGGAUGUGGUAGAGACCUCUGGUUUGAAGUGGGUCUCCGAGGAGAAGUUCUCAGAGUUCGGGUCCCAGAACCCUCUGCUGGUGCCGAUCGCCACCUCGGAGUUCCGCACCACGCCCUUGGAGGCGGAGGUCUUCUCCUACUGGGAGAGGCAGAUGUCAUUCAUUGCCGCCGCGCAGUGCGGCAAUGGCAAGCUUGACAUCACGGAGGAGUGCGAUUCUCCUGGAGAGGGCUGCGAGAAGUGCAAGUCGGUUCCAGGAUACGAAUGCCCUGUGCCUGGCCAGCCGUGCCAGUCGAUUUGUGGUGACCACACGGCUGUGAAGAUGGAGGACUGUGAUGAAAGCGACCACAACAGCAACGACGGCUGCACGCCUUUCUGUCAGCUCGAGUAUUGCCCCAGACGCGCGCUGAGUCUGCCGAUCAAGCACGCGCAGCAGGCGAGUCCCAACCCUUCGCCCGAGCUGGAGCUUUGCGCCAGUCAAUCCAGGGGCGGCGUGUUCAGUUUGGAGGGCUGUGGCUCCUUCAGCGAGCUCGUCUUCGCGGGCUUCACCAUGGACGGCCACUGGGUGCGCCAUGACAUCCGCUUGGAUGCUACCCUCGCCAGCAUGGGAAACGGCCCGUGGGCGUCAAAGGCCAGCGGAUGGGUCACGCUUGGGGCGCCGUACAAGCUGUGGAAUGAUGGCACUUCGGUCUCAGUGACUUGCCGCGGUGCUGACACCAGCACUGGAUGCCUCUUUUGGUGUGGGUCUCUCGUGAAUUCCUCCGACUGCAUCCAGCCCUGGCUCGUGCAGACGCAUUCGAACAGAAGCCAGGACGUGCACGCGGAGAGAUUGUUGGUCUACGGGCGCAAGUCCGCUGCCGCGACGGACCUGCAAAGCUGCGAAGGUGGCGCGAAGCUCGUGUCCCUGUCCUGUGGGGAUGGCCAGAUCACCGGAAACGAGGAGUGCGAUCCCCCAGGUGGCUGCUGUGAUGCGCAGUGCAAACUUGCCUCAGGGUGGCAAUGGCAGGACGGCUGCAAAGCCAUUUGUGGCGACGGCGUGGUUCUUGGAGAAGAACAAUGCGAUCCGCCGAUGGAAGGGUGCGACCAGCAAUGCAAGCUGGAAAUCGGAUGGAAGUGGGUGCAAAACAAAGCCACUACGACUUGUGGUGACAGCGUGGUUGCCGGCAAAGAACAGUGCGAUCCCCCGAGCGUGUGCUGCAACACCACAUGCAGCCUGCAGACAGGAUGGCAGUGGCAGGACGGCUGCAAAGCCAUUUGUGGCGACGGCGUGGUUCUUGGAGAAGAACAAUGCGAUCCGCCGAUGGAAGGGUGCGACCAGCAAUGCAAGCUGGAAGACGGGUGGAAGUGGGUGCAAAACAAAACCACCACGACUUGCGGCGACAGCUUGGUUGCCGGCGAAGAACAGUGUGAUCCCCCAAGUGAAUGCUGCAACACCACAUGCAGCUUGGAGACAGGAUGGCUGUGGCAGGACGGCGGCUGCAAGCGCGAGGUAAAUUGCGGUGCUGUCACCGCUUCGUUCGGAAUGGGCAUCGGCUGGAAUUCUCCGGCCACCGUGAGGGAAGGGAUCCUGUCGCAGCCUGGCGAGCGCGGGUACAGGCUGCAGAAUGUCCCAGCCGAAUUGAUCGGCGGCAAAUACAUCGGCCACAAGACCUGGCCCUCUAAAUCUGGCGGGACCUGGACGAUCUCCUACACAACUCCAGUGACACUCUACGUGUGGGUCGUAAAAGAGGAGCACAAUGCAGGUAUUGAUGCCAUGCUCAGCAACGAUGGCUGGGCAUUCGUGGCAGCUCCUGGCUUCAAGCGAAGUGACGGACCGGCGCUCCAUGUGUGGAAGCGAUUCUUCGCCACUGGGAGCACCUACCUCAUCAAGACGAAGGAGUUGAUGGUGGGAGGGGUCAUUUCCUCGCAGGAUUGCGAGGUAAGUUGCGGCGCUGUCACCGGUUCAUCUGGAAUGGGCAUCCCCUGGAAUUCUCCGGCCACCGUGAAGGAAGGGGUCCUGUCGCAGCCUGGCCAACGCGCGUACACGCUGCAAAAUGUCCCAGCCGAAUUGAUCGGCGGCACAUACGUUGGCCACAAGACCUGGCCAUCCAACUCUGGCGGAACUUGGACAAUCUCCUACACAGCUCCAGUGACACUCUACGUGUGGGUCGUAAAAGAGAAGCACAAUGCGGGUAUUGAUGCCAUGCUCAGCAACGAUGGCUGGGCACCCGUGGCAGCUCCUGGCUUUCAGAGAAGCGACGGAUGGGCGCUCCAUGUGUGGAAGCGACACUUCGCCACUGGGAGCACCUACCUCAUCAAGACGACGGAGUUGAUGGUGGGAGGGGUCAUCUCCAAGGUGAGUUGUGGCGCGGUGGCCGGUUCAUCUGGAAUGGGCAUCCCUUGGAAUUCUCCAGCCAUCGUGAAGGAAGGGAUCCUGUCGCAGCCUGGCCAGCGCGGAUACACUCUGCAGAAUGUCCCGGCUGAAUUAAUCGGUGGCACAUACAUUGGCCACCAGGCGUGGCCAUCCAAGUCUGGCGGGACCUGGAAUAUCACUUACCAAGCUCCAGUGAUACUCUAUGUGUGGGUCGUAAAAGAAAAGCACAAUGCGGGUAUUGAUGCCAUGCUCAGCAACGAUGGCUGGGCACCCGUGGCAGCUCCUGGCUUUCAGAGAAGCGACGGAUGGACACUGCAUGUGUGGAAGCGAUAUUUCGGCAGUGGGAGCACCUACCUCAUUAAGACGACGGAGUUGAUGGUGGGAGGGGUCAUCUCUUCCAAGGUCAGCUCUGAGUGCAAGGCAGCAGCAACUUGUGGCGCAGUGGCCGGUUCAUCUGGAAUGGGCAUCCCUUGGAAUUCUCCGGCCAUCGUGAAGGAAGGGAUCCUGUCGCAGCCUGGCCAGCGCGACUACAAGCUGCAGAAUGUCCCAGCAGAGUUAAUUGGCGGCUCAUACAUUGGCCACCAAGCAUGGCCAUCCAAAUCUGGUGGGACGUGGACGAUCUCUUACACAUCUCCAGUGACACUCUACGUGUUUGUCAUGAAAGACUUGCACAACGCGGGUGUGGAUGCCAUGCUCAGCAACGACGACUGGGUACCCGUGGAAGCUCCUGGCUUUCAGAGAAGUGAUGGAUGGGCCUUCCAUGUGUGGAAGCGAUUCUUCGACACUGGGAGCACCUACCUCAUCAAGACGAAGGAGUUGAUGAUCGGAGGGGUCAUCUCCAAGGCCCUUCCCGAGGAGUGCGAGGUUAGUUGUGGCGCAGCGACCAGUUCAUCUGGAAUGGACAUCCGCUGGAAUUCUCCGGCCACCGUGAAGGAAGGGGUCCUGUCGCAGCCUGGCCAACGCAACUACGAGCUGCAGAAUGUUCCAGCAGAGUUACUUGGCGGCUCAUACAUUGGCCACCAGGCGUGGCCAUCCAAAUCUGGUGGGACGUGGACGAUCUCUUAUACAUCUCCAGUCACCCUCUACGUGUGGGUCAUGAAAGAGAUGCACAAUGCGGGUGUUGAUGCCAUGCUCAGCAACGACGGCUGGGCACGCGUGGAAGCUCCUGGCUUUCAGAGAAGUGACGGAUGGGCGCUCCAUGUGUGGAAGCGAUACUUCGCAACUGGGAGCACCUACGUCAUUAAGACGAAGGAGUUGAUGGUGGGAGGGGUCGUCUCCAAGGUCCUCUCCAAGAAGUGCAAGGUAAGUUGUGGCGCGGUGGCCGGUUCAUCUGGAAUGGGCAUCUCAUGGAAUUCUCCGGCCACCGUGAGAGAAGGGAUGCUAUCACAGCCUGGCCAACGCGACUACAAGCUGCAGAAUGUCCCAGCAGAGUUAAUUGGCGGCUCAUACACUGGCCACCAGGCGUGGCCUUCUAAAUCUGGCGGGACCUGGACGAUCUCUUACACAACUCCAGUGACACUCUACGUGAUUGUCUUGAAAGACUUGCACAACGCGGGCGUCGAUGCCAUGCUCAGCAACGACGGCUGGGCAGCCGUGGAAGCUCCUGGUUUCAAGAGAAGUGAUGGAUGGGCCUUCAAUGUGUGGAAGCGAUACUUCGCCACGGGGAACACCUACCUCAUCAAGACGAAGGAGUUGAUGAUCGGAGGGGUCAUUUCCUCCAAGGUCAGCUCCCAGGGCUGCGAGGCAUAAUGCUACAGCUGAGGCCAAGGCGGAAAUUUUACAGCGGGUUUAGUAUGUUCCUUUUCGCCCGAGCGCCGCUUUGAAUGGCUGCGGAAGCACCGCUUUGAAGGGCUGCGCUCUGGGCCUGCAACCGCCCCAACUUUUAUGAUUCAUGAUGUCUGAGUUGCGCCGUUGGAAGAAUUUCCAGUUUUCACUGGCCCAGCUUCAAGCAAAACA
Effrenium voratum is the source of this 12793-nucleotide messenger RNA. NCBI's taxonomy places the organism in Eukaryota, Dinophyceae, Suessiales, Symbiodiniaceae. The record is from the annotation of a GenBank genome assembly.